Dacryopinax primogenitus is the source of this 444-nucleotide messenger RNA. RefSeq lists its product as uncharacterized. The transcript has 2 exons. The coding region runs from base 1 to 444 and encodes 147 amino acids. Lineage: Eukaryota; Fungi; Basidiomycota; Dacrymycetes; Dacrymycetales; Dacrymycetaceae. The record is from RefSeq and is a predicted model, not a curated record.
AUGCCGUCCUUCUGCAAAGUCGCCGUCGUACUGGGUCUUCUUGCACCAGCAUUCGCAGCUGGUGCUAUCGAACCCCGUAAACAAGACUACGAAAUCAAGCCCGUUCAUCAGACGUCGUUCUUCCCUCAUGAGCAAGAGGGCCGCCUUGGACAUCACCCCAUUAACGGUCACAAGCAUGCGAACCAUCACCACAGCUUGGAACACCGGAUCAAGAAAAUGGAACGAGAACUCGAGAGCCUCAGGCAGACCGUGUUUGAUAUGGAGCACUUCUUCGCGAGCUUUUCACACGUGGUCAGCGUUGAGGGCCACAAGCAUGGCCCCACCAUCAUCACCACAAACAUGGUCACAAGCAUGCUCAGCUGCACGACCAUGAGCAUGAAGAGGCGCACAAACCUGAUCACAAGCACGAACAUCAACACGGCAAUGCAGAUCGCGAUUUCAUAA